Messenger RNA from Triticum turgidum subsp. durum (durum wheat), 333 nucleotides. The record is from the annotation of a GenBank genome assembly. NCBI's taxonomy places the organism in Eukaryota, Viridiplantae, Streptophyta, Magnoliopsida, Poales, Poaceae.
AUGGGGAACUGCGCGGCGUCGCGGCACGCUGGGGAGUCGUGGGCGGACGACGGCGAGUGGGAGGGGGCGUCGUCCACGUCGGAAGACGACCACCACCACCGCCACCACCACCAUGACGCGUCGGAGGAGCACUUGUCGGAGGUGACGAUCAGGAUCACCAGGAGGCAGCUGCACGAGCUGAUGGAGAGGAAGACGCCCGGCGGCCGGGGUAGCAGCACCCGGCAGCUGCUGGCGGACAUCAUGGACUCCGGGGAGGUGCACCACCAUGACGUGCACCGGGAGGAGCACUGGAGGCCCGCGCUGCAGAGCAUUCCGGAGGCCGUCGAGUCGUGA